GCUGGACCACAGGCUCAGGAUGGAACACCUGACUGUCUUUUUUCGCCUCUUGCUCUGGGGGUGCUUCAGUGGCCUACAUCCUCCACAUAUGUGACUUAAGAGGUGCUGCUUUCCUUGCUCGCAGAGAUUUUCGAGCUGAGGAGCAGCUGGAGGGGGUCGAAGGACACUCCUCGGCUGCGGUGGCCCCCCAGCUGGGGGUGAGGAGACACUGGCAGGGACGUGUCCUGCCGCAAGCCGGGCAAGGAUGAGGCGUUUCCUGAGCAGGAAGGGUCGCUUCUCCCUUCGCCAGAGCAAGUCUGGAACCCGGAGUGCAGCCAAAGAUUUCUACCUCGGCCUUCCAGCCACCAACCAGAACUGGCCGGAGGCGUUUGGUUUCCGACUGGGCGGCACUGGCCCCAGCUACAUCCUGUCGGUGGUGGAGGGCAGCAGUGCCUUUCUGGCCGGCCUCCAGCCUGGCGACCAGGUGGUGGACAUCGAGGGCCAGGAUGUCACCAACCUCAGCACGCCGGCCCUGGUCGCUCUGGCUCAGACCCUCAAGACCGUCCCGCCCAGCAUCGGAGUGGUCUCCCGGCUAGAGCAGAUUGACAUCACACCCAGCCCCGAUGGUCGUUUCGGCUUCACGAUCGUCGGCGACAGCCCUCUGAUGGUGGAGGAGUGUGUCCCCAACGGUCCGGCUGGUCGCAGUGGCCUCAAAGCUGGGGACUAUGUCAUGGAGGUCAACGGCAUCCCAGUGAAGCACCAUGAAACGGCGGCCGCCAUGAUCAAGGCGGCUCAGGGUCGCCCCCUCCGCCUGGGCGUCCUCAGCAUGGCCCGCAGACCCAAACGGCUCAGCAGCAGCAUGAGGGUUCUGUCCCAGAGCGGGGACAGCGUCCGGGACAACCGCGCUCACAAGGCCAUGGAGUUCAACAAGAAGGUGGAGGAGGUGUUGGGGGAGGAGCCAGAUGUAAAGGAGCAUCUGUUUAAGGUGUUGAAGCAGUAUGCCGCGGAGAGGGAUGUGGAGAGUCUGGCCGAGGCGCUGCCCGACAUCUUGAUCACGGAGGAGCAUCAGCAGCUCAUAGACAGCGUCAGAAUCUUCAUCCCCAAAAAGCACCGGGAGCGUUUUGACGAGGUGGUUUCCCAGAGUCUGAUGAGCAGACUGAAGGGGCGGAGCUUCAGUGACCCCAGUCGUGCUCACCUCCGCCGCAGCCGCAGCGAGGAUCAUCCCGAACGCCUCCUGGUCUCCACGCGGGCCAGUUCUGUCCCUCGUACCCACGCAGAGGAAGGUGUGACCCCACCAGCACGAGGCAUGCGUAAGACGACCUCUCUGAUCGCUGGACACUCCAGCGGCUCCACAGUCAACUGCAGGACGGUGAGAGUUUGCAAGGGAAACAUGAGUUUUGGGUUUACUCUCAGAGGUCAUGCUCCGGUCUGGAUCGACUCUGUGGUCCCUGGAAGUCCAGCAGACAAGGCUGGUCUCAAACCAGGAGACCGCAUCCUGUUUCUUAAUGGUCUGGACAUGAGGACGUCCUCCCAUGAAAAGGUGGUCUCUAUGCUCCAGGGCAGUGGAGCAAUGCCCACCUUGGUGGUGGAGGAUGGCGCAGCUGCUUUUGCUCAGUCAGAGCCAGACCUGGCAGGUGGUGUCCCCACCGAACGUGCCCGGUCCCCGGUCAUCAGCUCUCUUCAGUGGGUGGCAGAAAUCCUUCCAGCCAGCAUCAGGGUUCAGGGCCGCACUUUUGGGCAGCAGCUGGAGCACCUGCUAACCAUCCAGGAGAGGUAUAUCAUCUGCAAAGCUCUGGAGAACUUCUUCCAACACAGGAACGUUGACACCCUGAUCGUGGAUGUGUUCCCGGUGUUGGACACUCCCGCCAAACAAGUGAUCUGGCAGUUUGUCUACCAGCUGCUGACGUAUGAAGAGCAGGAGCACUGCCAGAGCAAGAUCUCCAGAUUCCUCGGCUACAAAGCGCCGGUGCCGCCGCCUCCUCCACCUCCGCCCCCUCCACCACCUCCGCCAGAGCCGGAGGUCGCUCCAGAGCCUCACCGUCGCAGCAGCUCGAUGAGGGUGACGGGAACGACGUACAGGAGCAGUGUCCGGGGACGGAGCUCGGACGAUCUGGUCAUCGGUACACAUUUGGGAAUGGGCAUGCGUUCAGACUCUGUGCUAGAGUCUGGGAUGAGGUUGACUCCUGGAGAAAGACAAUCCGGAGAUGGAACUUCUCUUCCCGAAACUCCAAAUAACCUUACCAAUCUCUCAGCAGUCUAUGCUGAGCUAGAGAACAUGUACACGUCCAAGAGAUCCAAAUCCCUGAAGACCCGCCCACCACCUGGUCAUGAAAGUUUGCUGGAUCUGGAGCCUCACUCUCGCACAGCUUCCCCAACGAUACAGUCAAAUGCAGGAAGUCGUAAAGGUCCCCCAGCGUCUUGGCCCGAGCCUCUUCCAAGUCCCCCUCAAUCUCAGUACUAUCAGUCGGGGUUGACAAGUCAGGCAAGCGGAGAUUCCAACCCCUACAUUAGCCUGGACAGCCCCCCACAUUCAUCCCCGGAGCCCAACGACUUCCCUUCUAGUCCUCCGCUGCACCAAAACAACAAGCGUCGCUACACUUUCUCGAAGCCGCCGAGGUCUGAAGACACUGAUCGCUUCCUGGAUUCACUGAGUGAACAGCUGGGGCAAAGAGUCUCCUUGGUUGACGAUUUCUUGACCCCUGAGAACGAUUAUGAGGAGGAUGUUGUGCAGAUGGGAUUACCGGAUGAGGAAGAAGAUGAUGAUGAUAAUGAUGAAGACUUUGGGGUGGAAGAGGAAGAGAGUGGCGGACUCGUGGCUCCAGAUCUCAGCAGCCCCAGUGAUGUCCAGAGCAGUCUAGGUGAAGAGAACGCCUCCUCCCUUACCUAUUCCUCCUCCUCUGACCACAUUCCUCCGCCUCCUAUGUCUCCUCCACCUCCUCCACCCGUGCAAUUCAACGACAAGUCUCCCUCAGCACCUUCACAACCCCAGAAGCAAACAGUGAGCUACACCCCGGAACAAUCACCAAGGGCGUAUGUGCCCAUCCGCCGUAAAUCCGGCCCCCCACCACCACCUCCCCCGCGGAGUAAUCAGCCAACGAAGCGCCUGUCGCUUCAUAAAGUGCUCCCAACAAAAGAGGAACUCCAAGCCCAUGCCACAAUUCAAGAGUUGAAAGCACUGCAACAGCAACACGCCUCCCAGGAAAGACCCCUGUAUGGUGACCAAAAAGCCUACAAUGAAAGGCUCAUGUACAUGGAGCGCAAUGCCUUCGAAGAAAAGCAGCUACUUCAAGAGCAAGCGUAUCAACAGAAGCAGCAACAGGCCUAUGAGGAGCAGCUGUUUAAAGAGAGGCAAGCUUACAAGGAGCAACGGGCAUUUGAAGAGCAGAAAGCUUUUGAGGAACACUGUAUGCAGAAAGAGCAGCAAAGCUACCAAGAGAGACAAGCCUAUCAACAGCAUCAGGCUUUCAUGGAACAAAAGGCUUAUGAGCAACGACAAGCCUACAAUGAGCAGAGGGCAUUUCACGAGCUGCAGAUGUACCAAGAGCAAAAUGCUUUCGAAGAACAGCAAGCUUUUGAGGAGCAACAAAUGCAGCAGCUCUACCAAAGCCACCACUCAAUGCCCGUACAGCCCACCCAACAGAAAGCCCACUCCCCUCUACCGCUUCAACAUCUUCACCAGUCCUUACCGCCACUUCCAUCACCUGAGCCCACGCAUCACAAUAUGAACCAUCCUCUCUUUCUGAUGCAUCAAAUGCAACAGCAGGAGACUCCCCAGAGCCUUUUCCAAAGGAGACAGUCUCGGUCAGCCCCGUACCCUCAUCAUCCUUCACCCCAACCAACAAUCCCACCCAGCCAGUAUCCUGAAGGCAUCUACCAAACCCGCCAGAGUCUGAGACAAAAGCCCCACCAUUCUUCAGCAGAGAUGCUCAACCUGUUGCACCAGGUACCACUUCACCAUUCCUCCACAGAAAUGCUCCAAGAGGUCAAUCAGGCAGCUGCUGGAAUUUUACAGCAAAUGCAGCAAGGCCAUGGCCAAUACUCCUCAACAGAAAUGCUUCACCACACGCACCAGUCCAAGGCUCUUCACUCUUCAAUGGAACUUCUGCAUCAGGCUCACCAGAUGCCACAAACCCAGCCUCACCAUUCCUCAACAGAGUUCCUCCAUCAAGCUUCCCAGAUGCAGCGAGGACGAGCCCACCAUUCGUCCACCGAGAUGCUCCAUCAAGUGCAUCAGCUGCACCAACAAAAACCCCACCACUCUUCUUCAGAACUGUUGCAUCAAGCCCAACAAGAACAAGGCUCAAUCCCGACUCAGCCCAACCGAGAGAGUCACUCGCAUCAGAGCAGGAGGAGUCUGAAGGGUCUGCAUCAAAUGCAAGGAAAAAACCAAGAGCAUCCGCAAAUUCACCACCCAAAGCCCACCAAACCCUCUCCCCAGAGACCCCACUCAAUCCAACAAACACACCCAAGCACCCCACAGAUCCAUCACAUCCAGCACAUGACACCACAGCCUCCACCGCAGGACUUUAAACACCAGAUUCAUGUAAUCCACCCUCCCCAGCAGACCCAGAGACCCCAGACGCUUCUGUCCACUUUCCAGCCACUGCAACCACAUCAGCCUACUCUCUCCACAUUCCAGCCUGUUCCACAGCACCAUCAAUCUCAAAAACAGGUCCAAUCGUCUACCCAAGCUACCCGACCCCAGUCGCAACCCUCCCAUCACUUCCUGCACAGCCAGCUCCCAACCCAGUCCCACCACAAACAAUCCCACAGCCAUAGUCAGCCUCAGUCCCUUCCGCACUCUCUGUCUGACCCAACAGAGCACAGAGGCCCACCUCCUCCACCACCCCUACCACCUCCCUGCUCGCCCCCACCUUUGCCACGACCAAAGCUCUCCAGGAUGGACUCCCAUCACCUGAGUGUCAAGAAACUGCGUUGGGAGCUAGUCGAAAAUUCAGAGGGAACGAUCUGGGGACAGUUGGGAGCAAAUUCUGACUAUGAGAAGCUGCAUGACAUGGUGAAGUAUCUGGAUCUGGAGAUGCACUUUGGCACACAGAAGGCUUCCUUGACUGUUCCAGAACCUUCUCUGCAGCCUGAAUCCUUUAAGAAAAAAGACGUGAUUGAAAUUCUAUCGCAUAAAAAAGCUUAUAAUGCCUCGAUCCUCAUCGCCCACCUAAAACUGUCCCCUGGAGAGCUGCGUCAAGUGCUCAUGAGCAUGAGUUCAGAUCGACUGGAGCCUUCUCACAUCAAACAGAUGCUACUAUACGCUCCGGACACAGAGGAGGUGAAAAAGUAUGAGGAGUACCGAGAUGACCCGAGCAAACUGAGUGAGCCAGACCAGUUUGUGCUCCAGAUGUUAUCAGUACCGGAGUACAAGGUCCGUUUGGAGAGCCUGCUCUUUAAGUGCUCUCUGCAUGAGAAGACGGAGGAGCUAAGGGGAGCCUACGACUGUAUUUACAGGGCUUCUUGUGAGCUCAAGACCAGCAAGAAGCUGGCUAAGAUACUGGAGUUUGUUUUAGCGAUGGGAAACUACUUGAAUAACAGCCAACCCAAGAACAACAAGACAACUGGUUUCAAGAUCAACUUCCUCACUGAGUUGGGGACGACCAAAACUGUGGAUGGGAAGUCCACAUUUCUGCACAUCCUGGUCAAGUCCCUCUGUCACCAUUUUCCAGAAGUGCUGGACUUCUCCAAAGAUCUCACCAUGGUUCCAGUGGCAGCAAAAGUCAACCACAAGACCGUCACGUCUGAUCUGAGCGACCUCCAGUCUACCAUCCAGGAUGUCCGCUCAUCUUGCCAGAAGAUCCCAGCGACUGCUGAAGACCGAUACUCCAUAGUUAUGAGUAACUUUUUGGAAAACACUCACCCAGCGAUGCAGUCGUUGGAAUCCCUCCAGCAGCGAGCGAUAGAAGAGUUCGAGAAAACCGCAUCCUUCUUUGGAGAGGACAGUAAAGCCACCAAUCCUGAAGCCUUUUUUGGCAUCUUCGCUGAAUUUGUCAACAAGUUUGAGAGAGCUUUGAGCGAUCAGCAGGCAGCAGAAAACCCAAAGAGCCCCAGAAGUCCAAGAAUGGCCUCCCCGCUGGCCUGGUAACAUAAAUAUAAGUGUUAUUUCUGCGACGUUGCAGCAGAUGAAAGGGAGUUUUAUACUGACCUUGUUUCAAUGCAACAUUUCUUUUUCAUUAUAUAGCAACUAGAGAGUAAAACAUGUGGGAUAGAGUGAAUAAUUAAGUCCAUAUAUAAUAUAAAUCUAAUAUCUGAAGCCUUUUAAGAUUCUCUUGACAGGCGCCCACCGCACUGAAUGUAAUAAGCAAUUGAGUUUGUUGAAUUAUUAGCAUAGCAAUAGAAUAUUAUUGGAAUAUUUCUAGGAUAAGAAUCCUUUAAUAAUUGGGUUUUAAAGCGAUUAUUAGCAGUCUAAGUUAGAUCGGGGUAGUGUGCAACUUUGAGCUCACUAUUUGGCAGGUUACUUUUUAAACUAAAUAGUGAGCUGAAGUGUAAAUGAUUCACUUUAAUAAUACAUUUUAUUUAAAGGCCUUUUUUGGCGGCACUCGAGCACCGUGUACAGAUACAUGCAGUAAUGACUAAACAAAAGAACUUAUAUACUGUGUUUCCAGCUGGUUUAUAAUUACUCAUUCAUAUUGUUUCAGCAGCAUAUAAUUAGAAAAUAUAAUUUAAUGUAUUUAAUUCUGCUAUGUAUUAUGUUAGUACCUUAUUAAUAUCAUUUAAUGAUAAGCAGGCUUUGAAAGUUACAUUCAAUAUGGCGGGGUAAUUUGUGUUUUCAUGCUAGUUUCUAUCACUACUGAGGCUUUUCUCAUAUUUCACUGAGAGGAAUCAAAAACUGUUUGCGUACAGACGUUCAGUGACACAUUACCGAGCUCUCCUCUUCAUGAACAAGCACUUUAUGAAUCGGUCGACAUGUUUAAAGCUAAUAACUUGGGGAGGAGUCAUUGUGAUCUGUUUGUACCUGUCUGUAAAAUAUGAUCAAAUGUAAGAACUGUUUGAUAAAGUGGAGUGUGAAAAGGUGGCUCAUGAACCGUUCGCUGAAUAAAGUUUUCUCUAUCAGUGUGUUGUUGA
Molecule: messenger RNA, 7050 nt
Organism: Synchiropus splendidus (mandarinfish)
Lineage: Eukaryota; Metazoa; Chordata; Actinopteri; Syngnathiformes; Callionymidae
Gene: grid2ipa
Product: glutamate receptor, ionotropic, delta 2 (Grid2) interacting protein, a
Exons: 23
Coding region: 245-6070 (1941 amino acids)
Biological process (GO): regulation of DNA-templated transcription
Molecular function (GO): protein binding
Source: RefSeq, a predicted model, not a curated record